AUGUCAGAGGGCGGUGAAAACGGUAACGAGGCGCUGGCCGGGGCGGCGCAGGAGGACGUUGAUGCGGAACCAGAGAGAGAGGCCAUCAUAGCGAUGGCCCAAGCUGUGGAAAUCGCAUACGAAAGCGACGAUGAUAAUGAUGAUGAGGCAGCCGCAGAAGAGGCAGGAGCAGAGGAGGAUGCCAUGAGCGGUGGUGAUGCGGAAGCCGCUGAGGAAAACGAGAGCGACAGCAGCCCCCCCGCCGACGAUGCCUUUGGUAAUCAAGAAGAAGACACAGCCGCCGAUAGGCGCUCGUCCACCAAGAAAGAGCUGACGCAAAUCAUCGACCGCUGGGAGCAGCAGCAGACUCAAAGUGGCUACGAUCCCGUGCCCACUCUGAAGAGUCUGGCGGAGAUUUUUGAGCGCGGGAAGGACGCCUACAUGCGCAAGGAUCCGGAUCCCUUGGACUCGAGGCAUCCAUAUCGCGCCGAUCCCAGCUGUCAGUAUGGGCUGCUCCUCAAGUUGCUCUUCCGCAAAGAUGUGUUCAUGGGGAAGUUGCUAAACGACUAUCUGCGCGAGAACUACUUCAGUCGCCAGACCAUCAGUCGCAGCUCCCUGGAGCUGAACAUCCUGGCAUGCCGCCUCAUCCUGGAGAUUAUGCCAGGUCUGGAGACAACUGCCGUCUUCCAGACAGCCAACGACGAUGGCACCAUCAAUCGCAUCUACAGCUGGGCGGACGACAGCAUCGAGCCGCUCCAGAGCUAUGCCACCGGACUUCUUGCCGAGGCCAUGGAGGUCAGCGACACUGCGAUCAACUAUCGCGAUCAGAACAUGCGCCUGGUACCCAAGAUGAUCAAGCGCCUGCACAUGCUUCUAGCCAUAAGCAAAAGCGCCCCAGCGGACCACCCAUCGGCGCUAAACUAUUCAGCCGACAGCAGCGCCUCUGGUGGACUGCUCUGUUGGAUGGCCUGCGGCAACGGAGCGUCGGCUCCGCAGUCGCCACAGCACAACGGAAGCGGCAUUGCGAGUUCAAACCAUGGCGAUGCCUCCAACAUGUCGAUUUUCUUCGAGAACAGCCGCGAUGCUUUCAACAAGUCGCGCUACUACAAGCGGAUGUACAUACCGCUGCACCCGCCAACGGCCGAUGCCAGCCAAAAACUGAUCAUGCGCUUCCUCACCAGCCUCGGCGAGUAUCAGGAGUUCCUGGCCAUGGCCUUCGAGAACAACGUGAUGCAGCUGAUAUUCGGCUAUCUGGAGAACCUGGAUCGCCGCGACACUUGCCUCGCUUACGAGCUGCUGCUGAAAGUACCGCGCCCUAGUCUGGCCGCCACGGGCGUGUCCAUUGCCAUUUACUAUCUGGCGUACUGCGAGGACACUUUGAACGAACUCCUAAAUGGAGGCAGAUUGAGCUAUUCUGUUGUGAUAUUGCAGAUAUCCGUGCUGAAGAUACUCGAUCUCAGCCAGAAUGACAGCGACAACGAUUCGGAUAUCAACGAUGAUGUGGAGUGCGCCUCCCGCCAGAUGGUGCGUCACGUGUGCGUGGCCCUCAAGCGCUAUAUGGAGGCGCAUUUCUUCUUCAAGUACAACAGCUUCCUCUCGCAGCACUAUGCGACCUCCACCUCUCCCUCGUCGGCGCACUACUUCAACCAGAACCCCACUGUGGCGGCCAAACUCACCUUCGACCAGUUGCACGAGCAGAUUCGCACACUCCAGGAGCACACAUCGAUCCGCGGCCACUGGCAGCCCGUGGACCAGCUGAUGAAGCUGGGCGGCAUCUCAAUGCUGCUGCGAAUCAUAUCCUUCAGCUACGACUGGUUGAACAGCGGCCGCUCGGAGACGGUGGCAUUGGAUGCGCUAAGCGUGUGCUGUGUGAUUCCCCGUGUCUAUGUGGUGCUGUGCGAGCGCAUACAGAUGCUGGACAAGACGACCACCUUGGGCUUCUGCUCUGUGCUGGGAGCGGCAGCCGGAGAAAUCACCUCCGACGCCGAGGUGCUGAAGUCGGCUAUGGCCGUGCUCUGCCACUGCGUCUGCUCGCCGAUCAUACGCAAGGACAGCGGCAGUAGCCUGAUCAAGUUUGGCAGCUCCUCUAAAAGGAACAAGGCCAACCACAAGUAUGCCGAGGAGCUGAUCGAGAAGGUGUGGGAGUCAGUCUGCUCCAACAAUGGGAUUGUGGUCCUGCUCUCCCUGAUGCAGACCAAGGGCCCCAUCACAGAUGCGGACUGCAUCAGAGGAAUGGCCUGCCGAGCUCUGGCCGGUCUGGCCAGAUCAGACCGCGUCAGACAGAUCGUCAGCAAGCUUCCACUGUUCGCCGGCGGGCAGCUGCAGUGCCUGAUGAGGGAUCCCAUUCUGCAGGAGAAGAGAGCCGAGCAUGUGAUCUUCCAGAAGUACGCCCUCGAGCUGCUCGAGCGCGUGUCGGGCAAGACCAAGGCGCUGAACAAUCCGCUGGAUCCGUCGCUCUCCAACAUGCACAAGGCAAACGUGAUUGCCCAGACCCGCAUCCAGUACAACGAGCAGCAGCUCUACCAGCUGAUCUUCGAGCACCUGGAGAGCAAGGGCCUCUCGCAGACCGCCCAGAUGCUGCAGCGCGAGGUGGGGCUUCCGCUGCAGACUCCCAUCACCAGGAGUUUCCAUCAGUCGCCGUUCGACUACAAAGCUCUCUCCAGCGGCAGUUCCAUUUCCAGGAGUCGCCUAAGGAGCCGCAUGCAGGACGUGAAUGCGGCAAUCAUGUCGAAUGGCGAGAUGAAUCGGAGUUAUAACGAGGACUCGCCCUACGGCGGGGCUAGCACCUCCACAGCCAACAUACCCAACUUUAGUAGAAUCUCCGUCCAAACGCCGAUCAAGAUACGGAGGACUGAGCGCUCCAUCAGCUCUGUGGGCCGCUCCAUACAGAAGCAGAUUGCCGAGCCCGGCUGUAGCGCUAUCGGUGUGCCGGAAGACUUCGCCUCCUCGGUUCCCAUACACCCGAAGCGGGUGACCCUCAACACGAUCGUGACGGAGUAUCUAACCAACCAGCACUCGCUAUGCAACAACCCGGUGACGACCUGCCCGCAGUUUGAUCUGUACGAGCCGCACAAGUGCCCCGAUCCACGGCCCAGCCGCCUGCUCAGCUCAAACUACAAUCUGACGAGUCGACACUUCCGCACCCAGGCAGGCUUCACCACGGGACGCUUUGACCGGCGGUAUGUACACACGCACUUCUCUCCCUGGCGCACCAUUCGGUCGGCUGAGUACGAGGAUCUGGAGUUCACCUGCUGCGACCUCGUGGGCAAGUACAUCAUCGUGGGCACCCAGCAGGGCGAUGGUCGGGUCUUCAACAUCAACGACGGCGUCGAGCAGUUCUACUCCAACUGUCACAACUUCAGUGUAGAUGCGAUCAAGGCCAACCGAGCUGGAGACCUGGUCAUCACAUCGAGCCUCUGGCGCACUCCCACCAGCAUCCUAUGGUCCAUUGCGGACAACGAGUUCAAGUUGAAGCUGACUCUAUCCGAUGUCACCUACUGCGAGUUCAGUCAGACCUCGCAGGACCGCCUCUUGGGUACACAGAACGAGUGUGCCACGCUCUUCGACAUCAACACGGGCUCCAAGCUGUCCACCUUCACCCCCACCAUACCCAACCAGUAUACUAAGAACCGGGCCACGCUUUACCGCACCGACGAACUGGUUUUGACGGAUGGUGUGCUCUGGGAUGUUCGUUCCGGCAAGGAAAUCCACAAGUUUGACAAAUUCAAUCAGUGUAUAUCCGGAGUCUUCCAUCCAAACUGCCUGGAGAUUAUAUCCAACACUGAGGUGUGGGACCUGCGCACUUUCCAUCUGCUGCAGACGGUGCCAGUUCUGGAUCAACGCAAUUGCACGUUCUCGCCAAUGCAUGUGAUUUAUGGGGCCAGCCAGGGAACGGACAGGGACCACGACAUGGAUACCACCACCUAUGAUACGAGCUUCAACGUGCUUGACGCCUACGACUACUCGAGCAUAGCCACCAUCGACGUGAAGCGGAACAUCAAUGACCUGAGCGUCAGUGAUUGCCGUGGUCGAGGACUACAGUGGCUACGAAUCGAAGCAGGAGACUUAUGUGAAGAUCUAUGCGGUUGGCGUGAAAAAGAGCGAGCGAUCGGAAGAGGAAGAUGAUGAGGAGGUGCCCGAAUCUGAUGAGGACGGCUCCGAUACGGGUUCC
Drosophila miranda is the source of this 4150-nucleotide messenger RNA. RefSeq names its product protein mahjong-like. Gene Ontology annotation, molecular function: protein binding. Gene Ontology annotation, cellular component: nucleus; Cul4-RING E3 ubiquitin ligase complex. The record is from RefSeq and is a predicted model, not a curated record. Gene Ontology annotation, biological process: protein ubiquitination. The transcript is spliced from 8 exons. Lineage: Eukaryota; Metazoa; Arthropoda; Insecta; Diptera; Drosophilidae. The coding region runs from base 1 to 4104 and encodes 1367 amino acids.